Tetranychus urticae (two-spotted spider mite) is the source of this 1447-nucleotide messenger RNA. It is a transcript of the gene RfC38, whose product is annotated as replication factor C subunit RfC38. Gene Ontology annotation, molecular function: DNA binding; DNA clamp loader activity. Lineage: Eukaryota; Metazoa; Arthropoda; Arachnida; Trombidiformes; Tetranychidae. Gene Ontology annotation, cellular component: nucleus; DNA replication factor C complex. Gene Ontology annotation, biological process: DNA repair; DNA-templated DNA replication. The record is from RefSeq and is a predicted model, not a curated record.
AGAGUUUUUUGUAUUGGUAGUUUUUUUAAACCACUUGUUUACUUGUAUUUUUUACAUUUGUUCAUUUCAUUGUUUUAUCAUAAAUUUCUUAUUUUUGUUUGAUUUAUCUCCAUCAUAUUCUUCUAGCUCUAAUAGUCAUGGCUUUGUGGUGUGAUAGAUAUCGACCAACCAGUUUAAACAAGUUGGACUACAACAAAGAACAAGCUGAUUAUUUGAAACGUAUGAUUAAAAGUAAUGACUUUCCUCAUCUUCUUGUCUAUGGUGCACCAGGAUCCGGCAAAAGAACUCGAGUCCAAUGUAUUCUUAGAGAAAUUUAUGGCCCUGGGGUGGAUAAAACACGCAUCGAGCAUUUAACAAUUGAAACACCUUCUAAUAAAAAACUUGAACUCAAUUCAAUUGCCAGUAAUUAUCAUAUUGAAGUUAAUCCAAGUGAUAUUGGUAUCCAAGAUCGUCUAGUUGUGCAAGAUGUUAUGAAAAAUAUUGCUCAAAGUGGAGGUCUCGUGGAUAAAGUACCUUUCAAAGUAAUUGUUAUUUCGGAGGCGCAUAAAUUGUCUAAGGAUGCUCAACACUCUCUCCGAAGGACCAUGGAAAAGUAUAUUUCUACCUUGAGGCUAAUAAUGGUCGCUGAUACGAGUUCAACUAUUCUACCUCCUAUAAAAAGUCGGUGUUUGUUACUACGUGUAGCUGCUCCUUCAACCGACAAAAUAAGUCAAAUACUCGAAUUCGUCGCAAAGAAAGAAAAUUUUGACAUAUCUCCUAGCCUCAUCCAGAAAAUUGCCAAAGAAUCUGAAAGAAAUUUGCGACGUGCAUUGUUAAUGAUGGAAACAAUGUACAUCAAUCAAAGUAAAGACAUCAUUAAACCAUCAUAUGUCCUUUAUAUUCAGCGAAUGGCUAAAAAAAUGGUUGAAAAUCCCUCCCUGGAAAAAGUUAAAGAUAUUAGAGAAGAUUUUUAUGAACUUGAACAACAUCUAAUUCCAGUGGACUUAAUUUUCAAGGUGCUCAUUCAUUCAUUGCUACAGAUUUGUGAUAAACAUUUGAGGGGUAAACUUAUCCAACUGGCAUCACAUUAUGAACAUCAAAUGAGAGUGGGAAGUAAACGAGUUUUACAUUUUGAAGCCUUUGUCGCUCAUUUCAUGGCUGCCUACCAAAAGUUCACGGAAGAUAAUAUGAUUGAUGAUGAUGAUGAUCUGCUAGCAAUGUAAAAAACUAAGUCAAAAGGGCAAAUUAUGAUUGUCUGGGAAAGGUGGCCGUUGAUGAAAUCUUCAAUUCAAAACUUCAGUUUCACCAGAAUCAACCAUUCUCAAGGAUUUGGUAACUUCAACAUUAGAAACAAUCAUUAAUGAUUCGUUUUUAAUCAUAUCAUUUACUGUUAAAUUUUUGAAGAAAAACAUCUUUGUUUCCAUUUAAUUCAAAUUGAUCACAAUAAAAGAUACUUCAAUAAAUAUAA